Messenger RNA from Brassica napus (rape), 1108 nucleotides. Its product is annotated as expansin-A5-like. Gene Ontology annotation, biological process: plant-type cell wall organization. Bases 98 to 865 code for a protein of 255 amino acids. The transcript has 3 exons. The record is from RefSeq and is a predicted model, not a curated record. NCBI's taxonomy places the organism in Eukaryota, Viridiplantae, Streptophyta, Magnoliopsida, Brassicales, Brassicaceae. Gene Ontology annotation, cellular component: extracellular region.
UUCCUCAAUUUCAUCACACCAAACCUUCUCACUCUCCACAUUGACAAAGAUACCCAUUUGCUUCUCUUAGCUUCUUUUUUUUUAUCCCUUCUUCAUCAUGGGGCUUUUAGUAAUAUCUGCUCUCCUGCUGCAUGUCCUAGUGUUUUCAACCUGUGUUCAAGGCUUCUACCGUCGUGGCGGCCACCAUCCUGGCGGCCAUGGAGGACCGUGGAUCAACGCUCAUGCUACUUUCUACGGCGGUGGUGAUGCUUCCGGCACCAUGGGUGGAGCAUGCGGGUACGGGAAUCUGUACAGCCAAGGUUACGGAACAGAGACGGCUGCGUUGAGCACCGCGUUAUUUGAUAACGGACUUAGCUGUGGUGCCUGUUUCGAGCUGAAGUGUGUCAACGAUCCUCAGUGGUGCAUACAAGGCCGGUCCAUCGUGGUCACUGCCACUAACUUUUGUCCUCCUGGUGGCGCUUGCGAUCCUCCCAACCACCAUUUCGAUCUUUCUCAGCCCAUCUAUGAGCAUAUCGCUCUCUACAAGUCCGGUAUCAUUCCGGUUAUGUACAGAAGGGUUCGGUGCAAUAGAAGAGGCGGGAUAAGGUUCACGAUCAACGGUCACUCGUACUUUAACUUGGUGCUGGUCACAAACGUGGGUGGAGCCGGGGACGUACACUCUGUGUCGAUGAGAGGGUCAAGGUCAAAAUGGCAGUUAAUGUCAAGAAACUGGGGGCAAAAUUGGCAGAGCAACUCUUAUCUCAAUGGUCAAAGUCUGUCGUUUGUUGUCACCACAAGUGAUCGCCGAAGUGUCGUGUCGUACAAUGUUGCUCCUCCCAGUUGGUCCUUUGGCCAGACCUACACCGGAGGGCAGUUUCGGUACUAACUAGUUCUAUAAUAAUUAAGUGCUAUAUAUUGCUAGACCGGUUUGGUUUGCUUCGGUUAUUGUAAUUGCUUCUUCUUUUCUUUUCUUUUCUUUUCUUUUCGUAAUUUCCGGUUUCCAAGUUGGGGGCCUCUUUUUUGGGUAACCAAUUGAAAUUUGGACUGGUAGAUGUGUGUGAACGAGUGAAAGAAAGAGAUAAACCUCGUUUGUAAUAAGAAAAAUAAAAAUGAUAUCGUUAUUAAAAAA